AUUCUUCCUGAUGAAAACAAAAUUGAAAAUGUCGAUCAUGAUCAUAAAACAUCUGUGUUUGCUUCAUAUAGGAUGAUACAACUUAUGGAUCGGUUAUAAUUAUACUAGCCUUAUGCCUGGUACAUGAAGAAACUGCACAUGUCAAAAUAGAUGCUUAAUACUCAGUUAAUACUCUAGUCAGCAUAUUCUAAUAAAACAGCAGCCCGUGCAUAUUAGUCUACAUUGUUUGAUAAUACUUUAUGACAUGGGUAAUCUUUUUUUAAUCCGUGUUUCAUAAAUCCAGUCAAAUUACGCAUGGUAAGCACAAUACAACAUAUGUGAAAAUGUGCAUUAACAAAAUUGAAUACUAAUUCAUACAGGAUGUGCAAGAAAAUGUUGCAACAAAUUGUACUGACAACAGGUUACCAAAGAUUGACAUGACAUUUUUAUCGGAAGAGGAGGCCUACUCAUUUUAUAACAAAUAUGCAAAAGCUACUGGUUUUAGCAUCCGAAGAGGGAGUCACCAUAAAGUGAAGAAUACUACUGUAAUACAACAACGGACAUUUACGUGCUCUUGUCAAGGAUUCCGUGCUGAAGAUAGCAGAGAGGAUUCUUUCAGUUACAGUAGGCCCGAAACACGAUGUGGUUGUCAAGCCCAUAUGAAGAUAAGUCUCAAAAAUGGAUUAUAUUAUGUGUACGAAUUUGAGGCAGCACAUAACUAUCCUCUUGCUACUGGAGACAUGGCCCUAUACUUAAGAUCCCAAAGGAAAGUCACAGAAGCACAAAUAGCAAACGCUGAAGUCGCAAAGUCUGUGGGCAUUUCAAAUAAAGCAACUAUAGAUCUUAUGGCCAAAGAAGCAUGUGGACUUCCAAAUCUUGGGUUUGCACCCGAAGAUAUGAAAAAUCGUUUGUACUCUAAGAGAACACUGCAAGCAAAGAAAGGAGACACAGGGGGGUGUUAGAAUACAUGGAGAAGAAGGUAAAAGAAGAUGCCAAUUUUUUCUAUUCAAUUCAAGUUGAUGAGGAUGAUCUGAUAACUAAUAUUUUCCGGGCUGAUUCGAAAAUGAUAUCAGACUAUGCAAUGUUUGGUGAUGUUAUAUGCUUUGACACCACAUAUAGGAAACUAGAUGAUGGGCGUCCCUUUGGUUUGAUUGUUGGGGUGAAUAAUCACAAGAAAACCAUGGUCUUUGGUGCUACACUUCUCUAUGAUGAAACUGCUGAAAGUUUUGGUUGGCUUUUUAGAACAUUUCUAACAGCUAUGUCUGGGAAACAUCGAAGGACUAUUCUGACCGAUGAAGAUGCAGCAAUGGCCAAGGCAAUCAGUAAAGUCCUUCCUCAGUCUCACCAUAGACUUUGUGUGUGGCAUAUGAAUCAAAAUGCUUGCAAGCACCUUGCUGGGGUUGUUGAAGAAUAUAAGAAGUUCAAUGCCGAUUUCCAGCAUUGCAUCUAUGAUAUUGAGGAAGAAGACGAUUUUAUAAAUGAAUGGAAUAGAAUGCUAGACAGGUAUGGACUCCGUGACAAUAUGUGGCUGCAAAGGCUGUUUGAGAAAAGGGAGCAAUGGGCACUAGUGUAUGGCAGAAAUACAUUCUCAGCCCACAUGAGCACUACCCAAAGAAGUGAAAGCAUGAAUAAUGAACUAAAGCGGUACAUUAGUAUUAAAUAUGACAUGCUUAUUUUUUUUGAGCAUUUUGAGCGUCUAGUUGCAGAUAAAAGAUUUGUAGAGGUGAAGUGUGACUUCAAGGCGUCACAAACUACUCCCAAGCUGAAGGCAGAAGUUAGCUAUGUGUUAAGGCAAGCCGCAACUACAUAUACUCCCGCAAUAUUCAAGAUGUUUCAGGAGCAAGUGCUUCGGACCCUGAACUAUGACAUAUUUCUUUGUGAUUCAAGUGAUAAAGAGAAGAAGGUUUACACAGUAAAAUUUCAUGGAACGCAGCGCGAGCAUGUUAUCAGUUUUUAUCCAAAUGAAGAAAAGGUCAAUUGCAGUUGCAAGAAGUUUGAAUUUGCUGGAAUCCUCUGCUCUCAUUGCUUAAAGAUACUUGAUAUUAAUAAUAUCAAGCAUAUCCCUGAACAAUAUAUACUGAAAAGAUGGACAAUUGAUGCGAAAGUGCUAGAGAUAACAAGCAAUCGCAAUCUGCAUGAAGAUCUAAAAGCAAGAAUGUCGAACUUUUACAAGGACUUGUGUAGAAUGUUUAUCCACAUAGCUGCUCGCGCCGCAGAGUCCGAUGAAACAUAUGAUAUGGCUGCUAAAUGUGCAGAGCAGCUAGCACGAGAUGUAGAGCAAAGCUUGAAAAUUAGAGUUGAUCCAGACCCAAAUCCAGAUUUGGGUGACUCCUCUGUUUCGCAAGGUCUGAACAUCGACUCUACUAGAGUUUCAAAGCAUAACGAGGGGCUUCACAUGCCAAGAGGUAUGAAGGUCAAGGAGAAGACUGUACGAGGAUCAGCGAGACCCAUUGGUGGCUUGGAGAAAGCAAAAACAACGAAGAAAAAGAAGAUAGAUGAUUCUUUACAACUACAACCUGAAAUGCCUUUCACAAAUCAAAUGCCUACGUAUAACCCAAUCUUAAUGGGUCAAUUCAGAGAAAAUAUUGUACCAGGAUCAGCAAGACCCGCUGAUGGCUUGGAGAAAGCAAAAACAAAGAAGAAAAAGAAGACAGUCAAUUCUUUACAAGAAGGACCUGAAAUACCUUUGACAAACCAAAUGCCUGGGUAUUUACCACAGUACAAUCCAACCCAAAUGGUUCAACUGGGAGCUCCGCCAAGUCAUGCUUACCCCUAUUUAGCACAUUACAACUCAAGUCUGCAACAAUCCAUUGGUCUGUCGACCCCUACGAUGAUGCCAGGACAAAAUAUAUUAUUCUUCCAACAACAGACUCCUACCAGUGGUACUUCUACCCCUAUGAUAAUGGCAGGACAGAAUCUACCAUUCUUCCAACAACAGAAUCCUACCAUUGGUACCUGUAGCCCUACGAUGAUGCCAGGACAGAAUCUAUCAUUCUUUUAACAGCAGACUCCUACCAGUGGUACUUCUACCCCUAUGAUGAUGCCCGGACAGAAUCUGUCAUUUCUCCA
Molecule: messenger RNA, 3048 nt
Organism: Triticum aestivum (bread wheat)
Lineage: Eukaryota; Viridiplantae; Streptophyta; Magnoliopsida; Poales; Poaceae
Product: protein FAR1-RELATED SEQUENCE 5
Exons: 5
Coding region: 947-2980 (677 amino acids)
Biological process (GO): regulation of DNA-templated transcription
Molecular function (GO): zinc ion binding
Source: RefSeq, a predicted model, not a curated record